CCGUUCAUAAGUUUGGAUUCUUCUCCCUUCAACUAGUCCAACGAAACUUCAUCUCUUGAAUACGACGUCGUUUGUUCCGGCUCUUGUCCCUCCCCUUGUACGCACCACCAGCGUCUCCGCCCACAGGAACAAACACACAAGGCAAAGCUUUGAGGGUGGUUUUGGGGUUGGGCGGCGAUGGAUAGGGUGUUCCAGAGGCUUCGGAAUCUCGACGCUUACCCUAAAAUCAAUGAGGAUUUCUACAGCCGCACCUUCUCCGGUGGCCUUAUCACGCUAAUCUCCUCCAUCGUUAUGCUCUUCCUCUUCUUCUCUGAGCUCAGACUAUACCUCCACACAGUUACAGAAACAAAACUUGUGGUCGAUACUUCAAGAGGAGGAACACUUCGCAUCAAUUUUGAUGUGACUUUUCCUGCCGUUCCUUGUUCGGUACUCACUCUUGAUGCCAUGGAUAUUAGUGGAGAACAGCAUCAUGAUAUAAAACAUGAUAUUGUGAAGAAAAGAAUUGAUGCCCAUGGUAAUGUGGUAGCAGUUAGGCAAGAUGGAAUUGGUGGCCCUCAGAUUGAAAAGCCGUUACAAAGACAUGGUGGCAGGCUUGAACACAAUGAAAAAUAUUGUGGUUCAUGCUAUGGAGCAGAAGUGACGGAUGAUGAUUGUUGUAAUUCAUGUGAUGAAGUUCGUGAAGCAUAUAGAAAGAAAGGUUGGGGGAUGACAAAUCCAGAUUUGAUUGAUCAGUGCAAAAGAGAAGGCUUUGUCCAAAAGGUUAAAGAGGAAGAAGGUGAAGGAUGCAAUGUCUAUGGCUUUUUAGAAGUUAAUAAAGUUGCAGGAAACUUUCAUUUUUCACCUGGGAAAGGCUUUUACCAGUCAAAUAUUCAUGUGAAUGAUUUGCUGGCUAUUUCGAAGGAUGGUUAUAAUAUAAGUCACAGGAUCAAUAAAUUAGCUUUUGGAGACCAUUUCCCUGGUGUUGUAAAUCCCCUUGAUGGGGCACAAUGGUUUCAAGAUGCACCUGAUGGAAUGUACCAGUAUUUCAUCAAGGUGGUUCCUACUAUCUACACCGACAUUAGAGGGCACACUAUUCAGUCAAAUCAGUUCUCUGUCACAGAGCAUUUUAGGAGUGCAGAACCUGGUCGCCCACACUCUCUUCCUGGAGUGUACUUCUUUUAUGACCUUUCUCCAAUUAAGGUUACUUCCAAAGAGGAACACUCGUCAUUCCUACACUUCAUGACAAAUAUUUGUGCCAUAGUUGGAGGUAUUUUCACAGUUUCAGGUAUAAUAGACUCAUUCGUGUACCAUGGUCAUAGGGCAAUCAAGAAGAAGAUGGAACUUGGGAAAUUCAGCUGAUUAUUUGCCAAUUGUGGUCAUUUUCAGUCAUUUUCAGUAUCUCGGUUGUCUCUCCUGUUGAAAUCGAUUGGAAUUUCUCUGAUGAGGGCCAGGUGCUUCUCUCUAGCCACAAACUAGGUUUAUGUGAGGAAAAAGCUGGACUAAUUGUCGGGUUCUUUCUUUUGUUUUCAUUUUGCCUUGCCCUCCCUAGACCUCCACACACAACCCCCUUCUGCCCCUUUUUAUUUUUGGGUUUCCCUCAAUUCAGUCUCUGUAAUUUAUUUCUAUUUUGGAUACUUGUUGAAAACGGAAAUUGAUUGAAAUUUAUCUUCGUUUUUAGGUGA
Molecule: messenger RNA, 1661 nt
Organism: Vitis vinifera (wine grape)
Lineage: Eukaryota; Viridiplantae; Streptophyta; Magnoliopsida; Vitales; Vitaceae
Exons: 13
Coding region: 178-1338 (386 amino acids)
Cellular component (GO): COPII-coated ER to Golgi transport vesicle; endoplasmic reticulum
Source: RefSeq, a predicted model, not a curated record